Messenger RNA from Silurus meridionalis, 1997 nucleotides. It is a transcript of the gene serpinf1, whose product is annotated as serpin peptidase inhibitor, clade F (alpha-2 antiplasmin, pigment epithelium derived factor), member 1. Gene Ontology annotation, molecular function: serine-type endopeptidase inhibitor activity. NCBI's taxonomy places the organism in Eukaryota, Metazoa, Chordata, Actinopteri, Siluriformes, Siluridae. The record is from RefSeq and is a predicted model, not a curated record. Gene Ontology annotation, biological process: negative regulation of endopeptidase activity; negative regulation of angiogenesis. Bases 160 to 1389 code for a protein of 409 amino acids. The transcript has 8 exons.
AGUCUGCGGGCCAAGUAACACCUUUUGAUUCCUGAGUCGAUUCUUUGAACGAGUCAUUCGUGGAGUCGCGGCGGGACCGUGCGCGGUGAGGAGGACAGCUGCGGCUCCUGAACCUGAGAAACACUAAACACCAAACAGCAUUUCUUCACAUCUUUCACAAUGAUGAAGAUCAUCUUGCUGCCAUGUUUAUGGGGUCUUCUCUCCUUCUCACUUGCUCAGCUGUCGGACUCACAGGAAGGUGGAGCUGAGGAGGAGGCGGUUGACCUCUUUACUACACCUCGCACCAAACUCGGUGCCGCAACCUCGGACUUCGGCUACAACCUGUUUCGUUCUCUGGCUGCUCGCGACCCUAAGGCCAGUGUCCUCCUUUCUCCUAUGAGCAUUUCAACUGUCUUCACACAACUCUCCAUGGGAGCGUCUGAGCGCACUGUAAAGCUGCUCCACCGGAUCCUGCGCUAUCACAAUCUCAAUGACGCACAACUUCAGGACACUCUAAAAGACCUGCUCGCGUACCUCGGAGCUCCAGCAAAAGGCUUCAGCUCUGUACAGCGUCUUCUCAUCGGAAAGAGAUUACGCCCUGACUUGGAGUACUUGAAGAGUGUAGAGAAACAGUUCGGGGAAGGACCCCAGACUAUCAUGGGUGGGGCUCGGGAAAUGAAGCCUGUGAAUGAUUGGUUCAAACAGCACACAGGGGGGAAAGUGGACCGUGUCCUUGGAGCCGCCCUUCCUCGUAAUCCAGCGGUGGUGCCAGUGGGAGCUGCUUAUUUCAAAGGAAAGUGGAUCACCAGGUUCAGCCAGGUUGGUAAGAAGGAGGAGUUCCAGUUGGAUGAAGGAGCCUCAACUACCACUGACACGAUCAAGCAGGAUAAUUACCCAGUCAAAAUUGGCAUUGACUCAGACCUCGGAUGCACGAUAGCACAAGUCCCAAUGGAGGAUGGCAUAAGCAUGUACUUUUUCCUCCCAGAUGAAGUGACUAAGAACUUGACUCUUAUUGAGGAAGCGCUGACAGCCGAGUUUGUGCAGGACCUGGCCAACACUCUCCACUCAGUCCAGGUUCAGCUCACACUUCCUGUACUCAAACUGGUGUAUAGCACAGAGCUCUUGGGUCCUCUCUCUGACAUAGGCUUAUCUGAUUGGCUGAAUGACCCAGAGCUGACCAAAAUCACAGCCCAGCCAGUGAAGCUAACUACAGUACGUCACAAGGUUGUCAUGGAGACGGCGCCCGAGGGUACCCAGUAUCCCAGCACUAACACGCCUCAAAGGGGGCAAUCGCUGGCUCUUUCUUACCACGUGAACCGCCCAUUCAUCUUCCUGGUUCGUGACGAGCCAUCAGGCGCGCUUCUGUUCAUCGGAAAGGUACUCAACCCACGUGACCUGGCGAGUGUAUGAGAGCAGCCUACAUGCAUGCGCACAGAUAUAAAAUGAUAUGCGUCGCAAAUUCCACGGAGCUUCUAUACUAACACCAGGCUUAUGACAGACAAGUACACUGCACUUUUAUGUUUUAAAACAUUUACAGUGCAGGAAGAGCCGAGUUUAAGCAAAGCUUUAAAAAAAAAAACCACACAAAACGAACAUACAGUAAUGAACAUGAACGUUCUCCUGAAAUGAAAGGAAAAACCAAUGAAUAUAAGUCUGUAUAUUUAAUACUAAAGCCAGGAAUAUGCACAUAAGUCCCAGAGAUAUGAUCUUCAUAUGACCUUUGCUAGCAAAAAAUGAAUAGAUUUGGUUUAUAUAUGCAUUACAGUCAUAUAUACAUAAUACUUUAGUGCUUGUGAAACAUUUUGCCCAAACAGCAAACAUAUCAGAUUAGCAGCGCAUUUGAAUGGUCUAGAUAGGAAGCUUUUCGAAUUCUGCAUUUGAGUUUUUUGCUGAUUAUUUUCAAUUAAACCUUACGCAUGCAUGACUUUUUUUUUUUUUAGCAAUACUGUUUGUAUAUUUACCAGCAGAACUAAUCUGAAUUUGUAUAUUAAGAUAAAUAAAAAAAGAUUAAAAAAACA